Messenger RNA from Cuscuta campestris, 1594 nucleotides. The record is from the annotation of a GenBank genome assembly. NCBI's taxonomy places the organism in Eukaryota, Viridiplantae, Streptophyta, Magnoliopsida, Solanales, Convolvulaceae.
AGAAAAGGAGUUUCAAUCCACCUAUCCUAAGCAAAGGCUGGUGGAAGUUCAUGAGGAAUAUCCCCCAAUCGUUGCCCUGUAGUUAGCCUUUACACCUUUGGAUUGUCCUCAUGACAGUGAAGCCGAGGCUAGGGUUGAAAAGAGAGAAUCUCUCUAUUACCUAUUUGCAUACUAAUCUUACUGACGAGCGACUUCGUACCUCUGGUGGUGCUUCCACGGGUUCAGGAGAUAUGAAAUAUCUUCCAGCAUCUUACAUCCACUGCUUGGUGUCUCAGGUCGAUGUUGCUGGCCUUAGGAUUGGCUUUGAAAAAGAUUGGAAAAUAAGUCCCAAUCCCGGGGCGGAAAGUUCAACAGCUUCGUUCUUUAAGGCAUGGCCAGUGAAAAACUUGUUGGCCUUAAUGGAAGUCCAGCACUUCAGUCCACUCCAAGCUUUGCUACCGUUUUUGAAAGAGUUGUGGAAGCUGGUGUUUAUAAACCCGAGGAAAAGCGAAAGAAGCUCGAUCGAAGAGAGGUUCGCAGAGUCUGAGACAAGACGCAAGAGCGAAAACUUAUGGGGUCGUUUCUGUAACUGGAUAACCAGCACUGAAAAUCGUCUUUAUAUUGGAUGGUUUGGUGUGUUGAUGAUCCCUACUUUGUUGACCGCAACUUCUGUAUUUCUUAUUGCUUUCAUUGCUGCGCCUCCAGUAGAUAUUGAUGGUAUUCGUGAACCUGUUUCUGGAUCUCUACUUUAUGGAAAUAAUAUCAUUUCAGGUGCUAUUAUUCCGACUUCUGCAGCUAUAGGGUUGCACUUUUAUCCAAUAUGGGAAGCAGCAUCCAUCGCUGAAUGGUUAUACAAUGGUGGUCCUUAUGAACUAAUCGUUCUACAUUUUUUACUUGGUGUAGCAUGUUAUAUGGGCCGCGAGUGGGAACUUAGUUUCCGCUUGGGUAUGCGCCCAUGGAUUGCUAUUGCGUAUUCAGCUCCUGUUGCAGCUGCUACCGCCGUUUUCUUGAUCUAUCCAAUUGGUCAAGGGAGUUUUUCUGAUGGGAUGCCCUUGGGAAUCUCUGGUACGUUCAAUUUCAUGAUAGUAUUCCAGGCUGAGCACAACAUUCUUAUGCACCCAUUUCAUAUGUUAGGUGUCGCUGGUGUAUUUGGAGGCUCCCUAUUCAGUGCUAUGCAUGGCUCCUUGGUAACUUCUAGUUUAAUUAGGGAAACUACCGAAAGUGAAUCGGCUAACAAAGGUUACAAAUUUGGUCAAGAAGAAGAAACUUAUAAUAUUGUAGCCGCUCAUGGUUAUUUUGGCCGAUUGAUUUUCCAAUACGCAAGUUUCAACAAUUCUCGUUCGUUACAUUUCUUUUUAGCUGCUUGGCCUGUUAUAGGUAUCUGGUUCACUGCUUUAGGUAUAAGCACCAUGGCAUUCAACCUAAAUGGAUUUAAUUUCAACCAGUCUGUAGUGGAUAGUAAAGGCCAUGUAAUUAAUACUUGGGCUGAUAUCAUAAAUCGUGCCAAUCUUGGGAUGGAAGUUAUGCAUGAGCGUAAUGCGCACAACUUUCCUUUAGAUCUAGCUACUUUUGAAGUUUCAGCUACAAACGCGUAAGAUGAGAUAAGGAUUAGAGG